UUUUCCGAUUUUUAAUUUUCUCACAGGAUCUGACGUUGUUUGUGGUUUUUCUUGCGGCGAUGGUCGGUACCGUGGUACCAAAACCAUUAUGGUCAACUUUAGUCGGCAAUUACGUAUAUUCUACGCCUGAGAUCAAAGCACAACCGCAAUAUCUGGCCGCGUAUCAACAAAUGCACGCUCCGUAUUAUGUUUACAAUAUUCAUCCGAACAUGGCGGGUAUAUCUACUGUUUACGGCAAACCGGGAGUUUCUCACAUUCCCGCUUACAAUAUCUACUACGGCACACCGAUUUACGAUUUUCGACUCCCAUUGAGUCCGUUUUAUCCAAUGUUGUCGCCGGGUUUACCUUCUAGACCGGUACUUCCGCCGACAUCGACGCAAGAGCCGCCCUACAACGAGGACGAUUACGACGGCAUCGAGAAAUUGGAUGCGAAAGUCGAUCCAGACAAGGAGACAAAGAAGCCGGAAAACAUCAGCGAGCAAGAUGACGAUUCCAUAACUGUGGAAGCAUUAUAAGAUAAAUUUUUCUCGUCACGCGCGCAACACGUGCAAACGCGGAGAGAAUAAAGAUGUAAUUGUACGAGAGAC
This is a messenger RNA of Pseudomyrmex gracilis, 587 nucleotides long. RefSeq lists its product as uncharacterized. The record is from RefSeq and is a predicted model, not a curated record. The transcript has 3 exons. The coding region runs from base 60 to 515 and encodes 151 amino acids. Lineage: Eukaryota; Metazoa; Arthropoda; Insecta; Hymenoptera; Formicidae.